CAGUUCUGGGACCAAAUCAGUGGUGAACAGCAAACACUGCUUUUAAACGACUUAAAAAGUAUUAAUUUUUCUCGCGUUUGUCGCGCUUUCAACGACACGUUCAAUACAAACAACGAUCAAAAUGAGAAAAUUGAUCACUUGUUGGAACCGCUCUCACCUGAAGUACACGAAAGCAUCACAAGAACUUCUAAACAGAAACUCGAUUCCUAUCGAGAAAGUGAUAUCUGAAGGUCGAGUGGCGGCCCUUCUAUUGGCUGGCGGUCAGGGGACACGACUUGGUGUCAAUUACCCGAAAGGCAUGUUCGACGUCGGCCUCCCCUCCCAUAAGACUUUAUACCAAUUACAAGGCGAACGUAUUCUUCGACUCGAGAAACUUGCGUAUGAGUUGACGGGAAAGAAGGGUUCAAUUCCCUGGUAUAUCAUGACCUCUGAAGCCACUAAAGAACCCACUCUUGAAUUUUUUAAGAAGAAUAACUAUUUUGGUUUAUCGGCUGAGAACGUGGUUGUCUUCGAACAAAGCACUUUCCCGUGCUUUCAAUUUGAUGGACAAAUCAUUUUGGAGACGCCGUACAAAGUGUCGAGAGCUCCCGACGGCAACGGAGGUCUCUAUAACGCGCUCACAGAUCGCGGCAUUUUGGAUGACAUGCAAAAGCGAGGCAUUGAACACAUCCAA
This is a messenger RNA of Medioppia subpectinata, 673 nucleotides long. Lineage: Eukaryota; Metazoa; Arthropoda; Arachnida; Sarcoptiformes; Oppiidae. The record is from the annotation of a GenBank genome assembly.